Molecule: messenger RNA, 218 nt
Organism: Didymodactylos carnosus
Lineage: Eukaryota; Metazoa; Rotifera; Eurotatoria; Philodinida; Philodinidae
Source: the annotation of a GenBank genome assembly
AUGUAUCGUUUCUCUUCUGACCGUCAAAAUAUAGCGAUUAAACAAAGUAAAAAAACAAUGUCUGAUUCAGCAUCAACUACAUCGACAAGUCAAGAUUUUGAUUUUAAAUUAAGCGAAAUGGUUAAGAAUAUAUUAAAUAAUCCUUCAUUUAUUCAAAUUAUCGUCAGUCAGGUCAAAGAACAUUUUAAAAAUGAAUUAAUUGAAGUAACUCAAACAUU